AUGAAUUCAGUGAAGAACCUCGUCCUGGAACAGUGGGACUACAACGUAAUCCUCGUGGACUGGGAGCUCGGCGCCAGCAUGCCCUAUCUGCAAGCCACCGCCAACAGCCAGCUGGUGGGACGGCAGGUGGCGCUGCUGGCGGCCGCACUGCAAGAUAUAGGCGCUAGUGUCGCAGACCUCCACCUGGUGGCACAUAGUCUUGGCUGUCAUGUCGUCGGGUAUGCCGGAGCGCGGACUCCCGGACUGGCGCGAAUCACAGGCCUCGACCCUGCCCAGCCCUACUUUGAGGGCACGCAGCCGGAGGUUCAUCUGGACGCUACGGACGCUGAGCUGGUGGAUGUGAUUCACACGGAUGGCAGAAACAUCAUCUUUAUUGGCAUCGGCUUCACGCAGGCUUGCGGAGACGUCGACUUCUUCCCCAACAACGGGAAAAACCAGCCGGGCUGUGGCGACUUCGAGGAGAACAUGGCCGGACUGAUCUACGACCUGGAGACUCUCGACAUUAAAGACAUCAAGCGCCUGUUCGGCUGCUCCCACGAUCGCGCUCACGAGCUGUUCGAGGCGACGCUGCGCGAGCAGAACUGUCCGUUCGUGAGCUUCAGCUGCCGCGACCACGCCGAGUACGAGUCGGGGGAGUGUCAGCGGCUGGACACGGCAACCAUCGGCCGCAUGGGCAUGGAUAGCGUCCGCUUCAACCUCAGCGGCUCCUACUACCUGGAGACCACGAACGACGAGGGCGCCUUCUGCAUGCACUACCUGGAGGUGCUGAUCCAGCUCGGAGAUGACCAGGAGGAGAUACACGGCAACAUCGUCUUCGUCAUCGAGAGUAGCGGCGCGACGUCGGACCUGCUGCCUGGCUGGAGUUCGGGAACAGCGGUGACCCCGGGAGCUGAGGUCCGCACGACGCUCCACUCGCCGGUCGACCCUAGCGACCUGGCUUCGCUCCACUUGACCUGGCACGCGCAGGGCAGCGGCGGCCCGCGGGUCCUGCGGCCGGCGCGGCUGAGGGUGCGCCGUGUGGACGCCGAGCUCCGGGUCACGACUGACGAGCUGUGCAGUGACGCGGCUGAGGUCGGCGAUAAGGAGACGGUGGCGUUCCGACCGUGUGCACCGGCAGGUCACUGA
Pollicipes pollicipes is the source of this 1125-nucleotide messenger RNA. RefSeq names its product pancreatic triacylglycerol lipase. The coding region runs from base 1 to 1125 and encodes 374 amino acids. Lineage: Eukaryota; Metazoa; Arthropoda; Thecostraca; Pollicipedomorpha; Pollicipedidae. Gene Ontology annotation, molecular function: lipase activity. The transcript is spliced from 7 exons. The record is from RefSeq and is a predicted model, not a curated record. Gene Ontology annotation, biological process: lipid catabolic process.